UAGUUGCCACUGCAGUGUUAUUGAUUGAUUAAUCUUUUCGAUUAGAAAGUACGUAAAAUGUCAAAAGCUACAAAUGAGGAUCGGAUUCAGGAUACUUCGUUACUGUUCAAAAAUCCAUUCGUUAGUGAAACUAAAAUGAAGUCUGAUCAACAAAAUGAUCAUCCUAAAGAUCAGCCUAAAGACCAGUUUAAAGAUCAGCCUAAAGACCAGUCUAAAGAUCAGCCUAAAGAUUUAAAGAAACAAAUUUCUCAACCGAAAAUUGAAAUGAUUGGAAUGAAUAGAAAUCAAGAUAUGAUCAAAGAAGCAAAUGAAACAAUUCAAGAUGCUUAUUGUUAUUUGAAAACAAGAGAAAGUCAAAUAUCGCUAAGAAGUGUAUCGCAUAUGAGUAUUGGAGCUUCUUUGGAAUAUAUUCUAUAUUACAAGAUUGGUCAUCUUUUUAUUCGUCCAAUGGGUGUAUUUUCGGGUAUAAUCAUCGAUUAUUUUUAUGAAAUUAUUCCAUACAGCUUUAGACGUAGCAAUGGUGAAUUGGAUUGGUUAAAAUAUUUGGCCAAUGAUUUGACUUUGGCUUAUGAUUAUAAUUUCAUUACUGGAACAUUAAGCGAAACACCAAACAGUAUUAUGAUCAUGGCAAACGAUAAUGGAAAAGUGUUUGUUUUUGGUGAAAUGUAUCGAGGUUUUGUUUUUGGUUCACCAUCAACAUUGGAACUAAAAGGACGAUUAUAUAUGGGACAAACGAGCACUGAUGGAUCAGUAAAAGAAGAAUUGAUGAAAUCAAGCUGUAUUGUUGAAGUAAACAAAGGCUCGAUGGUGGUAUUUAUUUGUGAUUUUUCUCAUAUUAUCAUACUACCGGAUACUGAUUGUCAAAUGAACGUUCAAGCAUUAGUUAAAGAGCCUGCUAAAACACAGAAAAAAACUAAAAAAAUAACACCUAAAACCCCAGAGCGAAAAUCAAAACGUAAAACGCCAUCACGUAAAAAACUUAAAUCAAAACCUAAAAAUUUAAAAAUAUCUAUACGUGAAACAACCAAAACAACAACAACAACAACGGGUGAAAUUAAACCAAUAAAAACAGAAACUAAAAGUUUUUCAUUGCCCGAAAAAAGUUCCGAAAAAAUGAUUAUUAAAAUUCCAAUGUUGCAUGAAGUUCAAAACAUUAUCAAAUCAUUUGAUUUGAUAAAAGAUGAAAUUAAAACAAAAAGUCAUACUAAAUUGAGUGAACUAAAGAAAAAAGGUGCUUCACAAUUAUCGUUGACAAAAACUAAAGAAAAAUCAAAAAAAGAAAAAUCAAAAAAAGAAAGAUCAAAAAAAGAAAGAUCAAAAAAAGAAAGAUCUAACAAAGAACUAUCUAAAAAAGAAAGAUCCAAGAAAGAAAGAUCCAAGAAAGAACGAUCAAAGAAAGAUCGAUCAAAAUCAAGACUUUCGCCUGCCAAAACUAUGAUGGUGAAUAAAGUUUCAUCCAAAAUCAAAAAGCAUAGAAAAUCAAAAUCUAGAUUACUCUCUAAAUCGAAACUUGGAAUGUUUUUUCGAAGAAAAUCACGAAGUAAAAAAGAAUCAUCAAAAAGUUUGAAAGCAAGAAAAUCCAUAGUCAAAUUGAAAAGUUUGAAAGCAAAAAAAUAA
Dermatophagoides pteronyssinus (European house dust mite) is the source of this 1617-nucleotide messenger RNA. RefSeq lists its product as uncharacterized. Gene Ontology annotation, cellular component: transcription factor TFIID complex. The record is from RefSeq and is a predicted model, not a curated record. Gene Ontology annotation, molecular function: transcription factor binding; p53 binding. NCBI's taxonomy places the organism in Eukaryota, Metazoa, Arthropoda, Arachnida, Sarcoptiformes, Pyroglyphidae. Gene Ontology annotation, biological process: positive regulation of transcription by RNA polymerase II.